Aspergillus candidus is the source of this 1443-nucleotide messenger RNA. RefSeq names its product phosphomevalonate kinase (gene erg8). Gene Ontology annotation, cellular component: peroxisome. Bases 1 to 1443 code for a protein of 480 amino acids. Gene Ontology annotation, molecular function: ATP binding; phosphomevalonate kinase activity. The record is from RefSeq and is a predicted model, not a curated record. Lineage: Eukaryota; Fungi; Ascomycota; Eurotiomycetes; Eurotiales; Aspergillaceae. The transcript is spliced from 2 exons. Gene Ontology annotation, biological process: isopentenyl diphosphate biosynthetic process, mevalonate pathway; ergosterol biosynthetic process.
AUGGCUCACAAUUCCGUCACCACCGCCUUGUCCGCCCCGGGCAAGGUGCUCCUCACCGGAGGCUACCUCGUCCUGGACCGCAAUUACAGCGGAACCGUCUUUGCCCUCGAUGCGAGAAUCCAUGUCAUCGUCCAGCAGCGGAGACGGUCCCACCGGCGGGGAACCUCUGGGUCUGGCACCGCAGCCACGCUGGAGACCCAGCCCGCCGACGACGGCAGUGUUGUCGACGACCAGGACGCUGAAGACACCAUCGUCGUCCGCUCGCCGCAGUUUGACGGCGCCACGUGGGAGUACGGGGUGCAGCGCUGCGAGAACGGAGGGGGGAUCCGUGUCACCCAGAAGAACGAGGGGAAACACAACCCCUUCGUCGAGACCUCCCUCAACUACGCCCUGACCUACAUCAGCUACGUCGCCGACUCCAAGGACUUCGGCGCCCUGUCCAUCACCAUCCUGGCAGACAGCGACUACUACUCGGAAACCCCCACCUCCAAGGCCUCCACCGGCCGCUUCGUCAACUUCGGCGUCCCCCUACACGAAGCCCACAAGACCGGGCUAGGCUCCUCCGCCGCCCUCGUCACAGCCCUCGUAUCCGCGCUCGUCGUCCACCGCACCCUCCAACCCGACGACCUGGGUAUCGCGCGCGAGAAGCUCCACAACCUCGCACAAGCCGCCCACUGCGCCGCCCAAGGCAAAGUCGGCUCCGGCUUCGACGUCGCAGCCGCCAUCUACGGCUCCUGCCUCUACCGCCGCUUCUCCCCCAGCAUCCUUCAAAGCAUCGGCGACGUCGGCACCCCACGCUUCGAAGACCGGCUCUUCUCCGUCGUCGAAGACAUGGACCCCGCCCACCCGUGGGACACAGGAUGCCAAGACUUCGGCAUGAAGCUACCCCCAGGCAUGCAAAUGGUCCUCUGCGACGUCGAGUGCGGAUCCCAAACCCCCUCAAUGGUGAAAAAGGUCCUCGAAUGGCGCCAGCAGCACCCCGCAACAGCCACCCAGCUCUGGGACGCCCUGCAAGCCAACAACGAGCGCCUCGUCAUCUCCCUCCAGCAGCACCGCGCGCCCCAGGAAGACCCCGCCGACAACGACUUCGCCACCAUCCGCCAGCUCCUCGGCCGCUCGCGCUCCCUCCUCCGCAGCAUGACCGCCCAGUCCGGCGUGCCCGUCGAGCCCAAGGUCCAGACCGAGCUACUCGACGCCGUCUCCGCCGUAGAGGGCGUCAUCGGCGGCGUGGUUCCCGGCGCGGGCGGCUACGACGCCAUCGCGCUGCUUAUCAGGGAUGACCUCGCCGUUAUCGAGCGCCUGGAGCAGCUGUUCGCGGGCUGGAAGAGCCAGGUCGAGGAUGACUUCGGGGGCAAGAUCGGCACGGUGCGGUUGUUGGGCGUGAGGCAUGGCUCGGAUGGGGUCGUGAAUGAGUCAGUGGAGCAGUAUUCGGAGUGGAUUUAA